Molecule: messenger RNA, 1426 nt
Organism: Moneuplotes crassus
Lineage: Eukaryota; Ciliophora; Spirotrichea; Euplotida; Euplotidae
Source: the annotation of a GenBank genome assembly
UUUAAAUAAUUUAAAAUGGAAGAUUCAGACAUCACUACCGAUAAUCAAGCCAUUGAGGAGAUGAUUCUUGAAUACUUCAAGUUCCAUGACAUGACUGAAGCCUUAGAGAAUUUUGAAAAAGAACGUGCUAAAAAUAAGGAACUCCAUGAAGAGAAUGAGGAGUCCACCCUCAAUCAACUAUGGAGUGAGGAGAAUAAAUAAAGAGGCUAAGGAAAAUAUCAAAGAAGAAGAGCUAAAGGAGCUCCAGAGGCAGCACAGCUCUGUCCUCCAGUCAGCUAGGCAAAUUUUUUCCAUUGCUAUUAAUUGUCUACAGCAAUUGCAUAAUAUUAAGGAUGGCAACAGCAUGACUGAUAACUUGGGGGAAACCAUUGAGAAUUAUAGAAAUCAGCUCGGCAAAUAUCAUACUAUUCUAACCACACAAGGAAAAUGAGAUAGGUCAGAACUCUUCUCAGAAGCCGUCAUGAAUGAGCACAAAACCAAAUUCAUUGCAGCCAAGAAAUCCAAGGACUGGCGAGCAGUGGUUGAAGUUCUUCUUUCUCUAAGAGUAAAUGCACUGCAAAUAUCUCCAGAGCUCAGAAAGAACCUUGUGUAUGAAUUGAUUAGAAACGAUAUUUUUCUGCUACAGACUAAGCACAGGAAUAAUUUCCUACUUGACUUACUAAAUGUUGAUAAGAAGAGUUUGAGGCAUGCUUUACUUGCUCUCAUUAGUGUGAUUGUGUCGACUCUCAAAGGUGCCGAAUACAUCACCUCUAUUGAUGAGAAAAUUGUCGGUAAAAUCAUCGAAAUUCUCGAAGAAGAAGCCGAUGGUAGCGUCAACCAGCGAUUCUGAGUGGCCAUUCUGCAGAAAGUUUCCAUCAAAGAAGACACAGUGCCCUUCCUGGUCAAGAAGAACAUGAUCGCAUGGAUUGUCAAGCUGGUUGGCAGGUCUCUGGAGUCUGAAGUUCAUGUGUUCUGCUUGGACUUUGCAUCUGCACUGCUGGCCAACAUCUUGCAUGCAAAGUCGACUUCUGAAAGUUUAUCAGGAGACAAGAAGUUUGUGACUAAACUUCUCGAAACAAUGCUGAAGCAGAUCAGGGAUAAGAUCCCUACAUCUGUACUGAUGCAUCUCCUCAUUUGAUUAUCCUACCUUAGCAAGGAUGCCUUCAAUGAAUGCUGUGAGAAUGUAGGAUUCUUUGAUAGAAUCUCUGAGUUUGUUGAAUGGUACUCUAAAGUACCUACCUCUGACAGUGAAAACGGAGAGAUUGAUAAAAGAACUGUCCUUGAUCUAUGUGCUCACAUGUUUCAUCCAAAGGACGUAAGUAAUGACAUGUCACAAAGUAUGGAGUAUAAUGACAUGAAGCCAGAGGAUAAAAUCAGGGAAUUUGAAAACGAGCAAGGAGAUCUCAUCUUCGAAUGCUUCCAAGAUGAGGAAAAGAUGUUUGAAUAA